Messenger RNA from Amborella trichopoda, 2387 nucleotides. Its product is annotated as vacuolar cation/proton exchanger 3. Gene Ontology annotation, cellular component: plant-type vacuole membrane. Gene Ontology annotation, molecular function: calcium:proton antiporter activity. The record is from RefSeq and is a predicted model, not a curated record. NCBI's taxonomy places the organism in Eukaryota, Viridiplantae, Streptophyta, Magnoliopsida, Amborellales, Amborellaceae. Gene Ontology annotation, biological process: intracellular calcium ion homeostasis; calcium ion transmembrane transport.
UAUCUCUAUAUAACACCCCACCUCAUCCUCAUCCUCCUAAUUAAAUCUGAUAAUUCAUUAGAGAUUUAUAAGUACGGCCUUCUACUUCCAUUGUAGAGAGAGAAAGUGGGGGGAGUUCAAUGGCUUCAAAGAGCAUCAUUGAUGUGGAGAAUGGAGGGAACUUGAAGGGAUUGAGCAGGGAGAUAAGGCAUGGGAGAACGGCUCAUAACAUGUCUUCUUCUUCUCUCAGAAAGAAAUCGGACGUCACUCUGCUUCAGAGUGUUCAGAUUGGGGUUUUGAGAAAGAUUUUGGCGAAUUUGCAGGAAGUGAUCCUCGGGACUAAGCUCGCAUUUCUCUUUGUUUCAGUCCCCGUUGCCAUUGUUGCUGAGUACUGCAAUUUCGGCCAUGGAUGGGUCUUUAUCCUGAGCUUACUGGGCCUCAUACCUCUCGCUGAACGAGUCAGCUUCCUUACAGAGCAGAUUGCAUUCUUCACAGGCCCAACAGUGGGUGGGCUUCUCAAUGCAACCUGUGGAAAUGCAACAGAGCUUAUAAUUGCCUUCUUUGCCCUUGCAAGUGAUAAAAUAGUGGUGGUAAAGUGCUCCCUCUUGGGCUCUGUUCUCUCUAAUCUCCUCCUGGUCUUGGGCACCUCUCUCUUUUGUGGUGGUCUGGUGAACCUCAGGAAGGAACAAAGAUAUGACAGAACUCAGGCCGAUGCGAAUUCGGGUCUGCUCAUAUUGGGAACGAUGUGCCUCAUUCUCCCACUGCUCUUCAAAUACGCGGAUCCUUCGAGCUUGGGGCAUCCAGCCCUCGAUCUCUCGCGGGCGAGCAGUAUCAUAAUGCUCAUCUCCUACGGUGCUUAUCUCUUCUUCCAGCUAAAGACCCAUCGCCAAUUGUUCGAGCCUCAAGAGGACGACGACGGAGACGAAGAGGAUUCACAGGUUGAAGAGGCGGUUAUCGGGUGGCAGAGCGGGGUCGCUUGGCUGGUGGUGAUGACUGCUACUAUCGCUCUCCUUUCUGAGUAUGUGGUUAAAACCAUUGAGUCCGCAGCGAACUCAUGGGAUAUCUCUGUGAGCUUUAUAAGCGUAAUCCUUCUACCCAUAGUCGGGAAUGCGGCCGAGCAUGCCGGUGCAAUCAUCUUCGCUGUCAAGAACAAACUGGAUAUCACUCUAGGUGUUGCCAUGGGUUCUGCAUCUCAGAUAUCCAUGUUUGUGGUUCCAUUAACAGUUGUGGUGGCUUGGAUGAUGGGGAAGGGCAUGGAUCUUGACUUUGGAAUCCUUGAGACUGUCUCUCUCUUCAUAUCAGUAGUUCUUGCUGCUUUCAUGUUGCAGACCGGAGAUUCUCACUAUAUGAAGGGAUUCAUUCUCCUGCUCUCCUACUUAGUCAUAGGCGCAUGCUUGUUUGUUCUUAAAACUCCACUCGGAGCUGCUGCCAAGACAUUCACCGCACCUCUCGAUAGAAUUAAGCUUCUCAUGCAGACUCAUGGUAUACGGGCUGUUGAGAAAAGUCAAAAGCAGGGCAUUGGUUUUGUUGAGGCCAUUACGAUGAUUGGAAAGGAGGAAGGACUUAAAGGUUUCUGGAAAGGCAAUCUUCCUCAGGUGAUACGGAUUAUUCCAUACACUGUAGUGCAGCUUUUCUCAUAUGAAGUAUACAAGAAACUCUUUAGAAGAGAGGAUGGAGAGCUCUCCGUUGUUGGGAGAUUGGCAGCAGGGGCUUGUGCGGGCAUGACUUCUACUCUCGUGACUUACCCUUUAGAUGUCCUAAGGUUGAGGUUAGCCGUUGAGCCAGGCUGCAAAACAAUGACCCAGGUUGCUUUAAACAUGCUCAGAGAUGAAGGAGUUGCUUCCUUCUACAGCGGUCUUGGACCUUCUCUUCUUGGAAUCGCACCCUAUAUUGCUGUCAAUUUUUGCAUUUUUGACUUGAUAAAGAAAUCUCUACCAGAGAAGUAUCAAAAGAGACCUGAAACAUCUAUUGUAACUGGUUUGGUGUCAGCCACCCUUGCGACACUUAUGUGCUAUCCUUUAGAUACCGUUAGACGACAAAUGCAAAUGAGGGGCUCACCAUACAAAACAGUUUUGGAUGCUUUUCCAGGUAUUAUGGCGGCUGACGGUCUCAUUGGAUUAUAUAGAGGUUUCAUACCAAAUGCAUUGAAAAACCUACCAAGUAGCAGCAUACGACUAACUAUAUUUGACACCGGAAAAGGUCUGAUAAUCACCAGUCGGCAAGAAUAUGAGAGAAUCCUUGAAGAAAACCGCAAUAAUUUAGUUGCCUAAGAAAUUUAUUAUUUAUUCAUUUUGUUGUUUUGUUUAAGCUUUAGGGUUUGCAACAACCUGGCCUUAUAGCAGUUUUUGUAUUUGUAACAAUGCGUUUUUGCUAAUCUUAGUUUAAAUUUUUGUGCAUUGUUAUUCUGC